Priapulus caudatus is the source of this 3820-nucleotide messenger RNA. RefSeq names its product chondroitin sulfate synthase 1-like. The record is from RefSeq and is a predicted model, not a curated record. Lineage: Eukaryota; Metazoa; Priapulida; Priapulimorpha; Priapulimorphida; Priapulidae. The transcript is spliced from 5 exons. Gene Ontology annotation, cellular component: Golgi cisterna membrane. Gene Ontology annotation, molecular function: glucuronosyl-N-acetylgalactosaminyl-proteoglycan 4-beta-N-acetylgalactosaminyltransferase activity. Bases 532 to 2880 code for a protein of 782 amino acids.
GGAAAAGUAAACAUGGUCAAAGUCCGCGCUGCUAAGAAGAGGGGCUGCAGCUACUGUUACCAUGGCUAGACGUACUGGAUAUGUGCGUGUGUGUGUGUGUGCUUUGAAAGAGUGUAUCUGGCGGCGAAUAUUUUUAUUCAAGUAAAUGGUAGCUUUCAUAAACACUGGCUGCUGUUUGCAGACUACACCGUUAUUGAAACACCGUUGUAGGGGCCUACACACACGAGAACGUUCAGCCGCCGCUUGGCUUGGGGUCACAGAAUACUGAGAAUUCAUCUAAAACCCAACUAAAUGCCCAACUCUAGUCUGUUUGCGUGAAUCUAUCUAUAUGUCACUAUUCUGUCGUCGAGCAAAAGACUGAAAGGCUAGCUCAUCCAUCAUAUGGAAAUCAAUUGGUAACACUUUGUACUGUGUCAGUCAUAGGUGUCAGUACUGUUUUAUGAUUAAUAUAUUUUUUAUACAUAAUGAAGUAAACUUCCGACACUCGUCACACUGUUUGACUUCAUUUUCACAAGAUUUUCCUUAUAAGAAAUGGCUCGUGUAAGCUCGAGUAUAUACACAGCUCUCAGUUUGCUUGUUGGCAUAUUCAUCGGCUUCUCAAUCGCAACAUGGCUGAGAGCCCAUCUUCGUAUUUGCCAAAAGCAAGAAGAAAUCCUGCCAAAGCCGCCUCCAAACUUCGACGAUCUGCCGCCAGACAAGCGGCUGCUAUUUGUUGGUAUCAUGACUGCGCAGAAGUUUUUAGACACUCGGGCGUUGACAGUGUAUCAGACAUGGGGUCAGACGAUCCCUGGAAAGCUGGCAUUCUUUUCUAGCCAGAACUCGGUAAGCAAGUACGACAUUCCGAUCGUGCCCCUGGAACGUGUCACCGACCAUUAUCCGCCACAGAAGAAAUCCUUCAUGAUGUUGAAAUUCAUGUAUGACAACUACAUUGAUAAGUUUGAGUGGUUUAUGAGGGCAGACGACGAUGUGUACAUCAAGGCGGAUGUGAUGGAAAAGUUCCUACGAUCGGUCAACAGUAGCACACCUUUAUUCAUGGGCCAGUCUGGAAUGGGCAAGAAAGAAGAGCUGGGACAAUUGGGUAUCUCAUCUUAUGAAAACUUCUGCAUGGGUGGUCCGGGCAUGAUCUUCAGCCGUGAGACGCUGCGCCGCAUUGCUCCUCACAUUCAGUAUUGCCUGACGCACCUCUACUCCUUCCACGAAGACGUUGAGAUUGGCCGGUGCGUGCGUCAGUUUGCCAACAUCUCAUGCACAUGGAACUAUGAGAUGCUACACAUACUAUAUCACAACACGAGUAGCAAAGCAGAUGAAAAACUAUCCUACAUUGGAAACUUGUACAAGGAUUACGUGCUGCGAGCUACUUCGCUCCACCCAUUUAAGGUGACGCCGCACAUGUAUCGCGCGCACGCCUUCUUCGACGCGCUGCACGCGCGAGACCUGCGACACGCGACGCUGCAGCUGACGCGCGAUGCGAGCGACAUGGACGCGUUGCUAGGCGACCGGCGGACCGACCGCGGCCGCCUCGCGCUACACCCGGGGCUGAGCCGCGCGCCGCCGGCCGGCAAGUACGACACGGUCGCCUACGACUUCAUCAGCCGCAGCCUCUACAGCGAGAAGAACUCAAACCCGAAGCGCGGCCCCGAGACGGCGACGCGAGACGCGCUCGAGUCCGUCGUCAUGGCGCUGAUGCGCGACGCGAACGCGGCGUCGCGCGAGCGCGGCCGCGUCAUCGACUUCAAGGAGGUGCUCUACGGCUACGUCGGCGUCGACCCUCCGCGCGGCGCCACCUGGGUCGUCGACGUGCUCAUGACGUACAAGAAGUACGCCGGCCGUAAGAUGACCGUGCCCGUGCGCCGGCACGUCUACCUGCAGCAGGCGUUCACCGACGUGCAGUUCCGCGAGGAGACGCGCGAGGACGGCGCCGAGGCGUCAGAGGGCGCCACCGUGAGCAACGCGUACAAGACGCUGCAGGAGAGCCUCGGCGUCGGACUGAAUCUCGCGGGCGGACUCGGCGGCGGCGGCGGCGACGCGGAGAACGGUCACGAGGACUGGGUGCGCGCGAAGGUCGUCCACUUUAUUCUGCCGCUCGCCGGCCGCUUCGCGACGUUCCAGCGCUUCAUGAACAACUUCGAGAGCGUGUGCCUGCGCAACGACGAGGCCGUCAAGCUGGCGGUGAUCCUCUUCGAGCACGCGGCAGACGACGCGAUCGGCGACACGGUGGCGCUGGUCGGCGAGCUGCGCGGCCGCUACCCGCACCACGAGCUCGCCGUCGUGCACGCCAAGGGCCCGUUCUCGCGCGCGCCCGCGCUCGAGAUCGGCGCACGCCAGUACGGCCGCGACGCCCUGCUGUUCUUCGUCGACGUCGACAUGCACUUCGACGCGGCGUUCCUGCAGCGCGUGCGGCUCAACACGGUGCAGUCGCGCAGCGUCUACUUCCCGAUCGUCUACUCGCAGUUCGACCCGGCGACCGUCUACGCCGACGACGCCGCGCCGCGCGACCCGCUGCGCGUCGCCGAGCACACGGGCUACUGGCGCCAGUUUGGCUUCGGCAUCGCGAGCAUGUACCACAGCGACCUGCGCGACGCCGGCGGCUUCGACCUCAGCAUCGUCGGCUGGGGCAAGGAGGACGUCGACCUCUUCGACAAGAUGGUGCGCGGCGGCAACGUGACGAUCCACCGCGCGGCCGACCCGGGCAUCGUGCACGUUUACCACCGCAUCGAGUGCGACGCGGGACUCGAGCCCGCGCAGCUGGCGAUGUGCCGCGGCACGCGCGCGUCCACCUACGGCUCGCAGGCCACGCUCGCCGCCACCCUCUACGCGUCGCCGCACCUGCUCGAUCCCGUCGCGGCGGUGCCGCCUGCUGGCGAUUCGGAGAAAGCGUGAGAGCAACUAGGGUGGGGUUUCUUGCGCACCUGCUGGUAGUUCAGAGGUAUAGGAGGAAUCAACGAUCAAUUUUUUCUGCAAAUGAGGCUGUUGCACAUCGCAUUGCGCAACACCUUUUUUAUUGUUGUGGUCGAUGUAAGAUGAAGGGAUAAUAACUGUGCUUUAUCUAACGACAAUGCUCAUGCUAUUUCUCUUGAGGGUCGGAGACAAAAUACAGCAUACAAUAAGACGUUAGAAACGUACGUGAGAGUAUAUAUUUUUUACAUAAUUGUAAUGAUAAGCUAUUACCCGUGAGCAAUGGUUUAUUUUUUAAAUUUGAAAUUUUUAUCGACACUGGAAGCAUUUGAAAUGGUCCAGUAUUGUCACAAACCGAAUCUGUAUAACAAACUGAAUAAAACAUUAUAUUGAUGUAAAACUAAUAUAAAUAUUGCUUGCAUGGUCAUGCUAUAGUGGGAUUGGUUGCAUUGCAAAAAAUAUUGGCUUCUUUCUGUCCACCACAUCCAUACAUUCUUUCCAUUUAAUUAUUAAAAACGAAUUUAUAAGUUACUAUAGGAUUUCCAAAAGACUUGGAAAAAGAAGUAGCGUGUGAGCCUGUAUUUUUCAUGACUUUUCUAAUUACCACCUUUUUAAUGCUUUUCGAUGACUGCGAACCAUGUUAAAAGCUACUAUUUCUCAUAAUAUAUAUAUAUAUUUUGAACUGCUGCUGAAUUGAAGACCAACCGUAAUGUCAGUAGCUGAUUAUUUUGAAAGCCUCUGGUUUAUUGCAAUUAAAAAUUGUUGCCAUCUAAAGAUACCCUGAUACCCUAGGUAUGUAAAAUAUUCAGCCAUUUUUCUAGUACUUAUAUAGUAUGAGGAGAAUAUUGACUUCAACUGUCAAAUUUUGUCAUGUCCUGUUCUCGUAACAAGUAGUUAUAAAAUAUAAGUAAUCAUUGAGUUUGCA